CAGAAGAGAUACCAGUGAAGAAGGAAUUUGCCAUUCUCUUUGUCUUGUGAGAUCUUGGCUCACAGAGAACGAAAUGACCUACAAAUUGGGCAGUUAGUAGAAAGAAUCAUAAGGGCCACUAACGAAUCUGUUGGUACGUCCCUCAACAGUUUAAACUGACAGAGAAACAUCAGGAUUUGGAUACGUGUGAGCACAUACAACCAACCCUACCCACCUCAUCCAGCCCCCACAGAAAACGGUACAACCCCUGAAGAAUUUGAAGAAAUUACGCUAUCAGGAAAACAGAAUUCAUUAAAAACAACGCAGUACAGUUCACUUUGAUGGUAAUUGUCUACAUAAUAUAUCACUUGACAUUGAAAGGGAAGAGGUGUUUAUGGUGAGUUAAUACACAUGAGUCAAGACUGCCCCAUCCAAACAAGAGUUUUUGCUGCUCUGUUGCAUUGUCUUUCAAGAGGACAUCAGUCAUUGUCAGUGAGCAAACAAGGACCUGAAAGAGAGGAGACAGAUCCGCCUUGCCUCCUGCCCUCCCCUCCCUUCCUCACACACAGCUCCACCAUCUUUACUAUACAAUGGCCCAGGGUGAGGCCCUGGGGUGUGAGCAUACCGCCCUCCUGCUGCUCUGGCUGGGAGCAUGUCUGUGUCUUUGUGGAUGGCCCCAGAUUGGAAACUGUCAGCACCACAGUCCCCCAGAAGUGGUGAUACCCGUGAGGGUAAGUGGCAGAGGUAGAGUCAUGAAGAGUCCAGGCUGGGUCUCCUACAGCCUGCACUUUGGGGGCCAGAGGCACGUUAUCCACAUGAAACUCAAGAAAUUCUUGGUGUCCAGCUCCCUCUCCCUGUUCACGUACACAGACCAGGGUGCUCUGGUUGAGGACCACCCUUUUGUCCGGGAUGACUGCUACUAUUACGGUUAUGUGGAGGGAGACCCAGAGUCGCAGGUUGCUAUCAACAACUGUUUGGGAGGGUUCCAAGGAACCUUUCAGACAGAUGACACUAAUUAUGAAAUCAAGCCCAAAAGCUUUUCCACCACCUUUGAACAUCUAGUAUAUAAGGUGGUCGAUGAGGAAUCAGAACUCCCUUCCAUGCAGUGUGGAUUAACAGAUGAAGAAAUUGAACGCCAAUUAAAGUAUCUGGAGACUGAUAAUUCGACUCUGAUGCAGAGUGACUAUAAGGGCUGGUGGCUCCACCAAAGGAGUGUUGUAAAGGUAAUAGUUCUCGACCAUGAGGCGUACCUUUACAGCGAAAGAAAUGUCACAGUUUUACAAAACCAAAUGUUGAUUAUUUCACAUAUGGCAAACACUUAUUUGAUUCCAGUAGGAAUUGACAUGAUUUUAGCUGCAGUUGAGAUAUGGACUACCGCAGAUCCCUUUGAAUUAACCAGCAGUAUGACAGCUUCUGUGAAGAAAUUUGCCGCAUGGAAAAAGAUAGGCCUCUAUCCCCGUAUACCCCAUGAUGUUGCAUAUUUGAUAGCAAAGAGACCCUUCGUAAGUGUCUUUGGCCUCUCGUUCUUAUCUACGCUGUGUCAUGCAACUUACAGUUGUGGAAUUAUCCGCUUCAGUGCUGAGGACAAGGCUAAAGUUGCAACGUAUGUGGUCCAUGAACUUGGCCAUCUUAUAGGUCUAAAACAUGAUGACAGUUACUGUGUCUGUGGGGAUCGAGGUUGCCUAAUGGGUAGAAGAGGUCCAGUCACAGCUAAAUUCAGCAACUGCAGUUAUGGUUACUACAUUCAAAUGAUUCCAAAAUGGAGAUGUGUCUACAGACUUGAAUAUACAGGGCCCAUCUUUUCAAUCUCGCGCUGUGGGAAUGCUGUGAUCGAGCAGGAAGAGGAGUGUGACUGUGGCUCCUUACUGAAGUGUAGAGAAGACCCAUGUUGUAUGGAAAACUGCACCCUAGUACCUGGGGCUGCAUGUGCUUUUGGGCUCUGUUGCCAGGACUGCCAGUUUGCGCCAGCCGGUGAAGUGUGUAGAGAAAGUAGCAGUGAAUGUGAUCUUCCCGAGUGGUGCAACGGGACUUCCCACCAGUGCCCAGAGGAUGUGUAUGUGCAGGCUGGGGUCCUUUGCACGGGUGGAGGCUCCUGCUAUGAAAAGAGAUGUAAUGAUCGUGAAGAACAAUGCAGGCAAAUUUUUGGUAAAGUAGCCAAGAGUGCAAAUCAGGCUUGCUACAGUGCUAUGAACAUGCUAGGUAACCGUUUUGGAAACUGUGGCCUGAAGGAUAGUAAAUAUAUAACAUGUACACUCCGAAAUGCCUUGUGUGGUAGACUUCAGUGUGAGAACGCGAUGGAAAUUCCUUUAUUGAAAGAUCAUAGUACUGUGCACUGGACUCGCUUCAAUGGUGUUGAAUGUUGGGGUACUGACUACCACUACGGUAUGACCAUACCUGAUGUUGGCGAAAUCAGAGACGGCACAGCGUGUGGCCCAGGGCGUAUAUGCAUGCAGAAGCAAUGUGUCCGCAAGACAACUUUGAAUCUCAGUGAUUGUGUUCCUGAGGUCUGCAAUAUGAGGGGUGUCUGCAACAAUAAACAGCACUGCCAUUGUAGCCAUAUGUGGAACCCGCCCUUCUGCCAGAUGGAAGGCCAUGGAGGCAGUGUUGACAGUGGCCCACCCCCUCCGAGAAAACAGCAAAGUAAACAGAGGGCGAAGUCUUCCCUGCUACCAUUUUUGUGGAUUCCUCUUUUGGUUUUACUAUGCUGUUGUUUAAUCUGUCUUCUACUCAUGUGGAAAAAGCAGAAAGAAGAAGAGAAACCCAAGGAAGAACAGAAAACUGAUCAAGUACCACCUGAAACAAAAAAAGAACCAGCUCCAAUGUGACCUGAGCAAGGAGCAGAAAGCAUUCCCAUUCCCCCUGCUCAAAUUACACCAGAGUAAGGGAAAGAAGGUGCUCCCUCUUCAAAUGAGCAAGGAAAUCCGAAUGUUCCCAUUUCAUCGUAGAAAUAGGCA
Molecule: messenger RNA, 2933 nt
Organism: Tupaia belangeri chinensis (Chinese tree shrew)
Lineage: Eukaryota; Metazoa; Chordata; Mammalia; Scandentia; Tupaiidae
Product: disintegrin and metalloproteinase domain-containing protein 21
Exons: 4
Coding region: 570-2804 (744 amino acids)
Biological process (GO): male gonad development; proteolysis
Cellular component (GO): plasma membrane; sperm head plasma membrane; external side of plasma membrane
Molecular function (GO): metalloendopeptidase activity
Source: RefSeq, a predicted model, not a curated record